Messenger RNA from Pseudo-nitzschia multistriata, 2385 nucleotides. The record is from the annotation of a GenBank genome assembly. NCBI's taxonomy places the organism in Eukaryota, Bacillariophyta, Bacillariophyceae, Bacillariales, Bacillariaceae.
CAACAACAACAACAACAACAACAACAACAACAACAACAACAACAACAACAACAACAACAACAACAACAACAACAACAACAACAACAACAACAACACCAACAACGAUUUCUACAGUGCAAGCCCGGAACCACCAUCGCCGCCAAGCUUUAAGGGUUCCGAUUCGGAAUCGCGGGGACGGGAUUCCCCGGAUGUGGCACCAGCGAUGGGCUCGGGUUCUCGGACUCGCAGGGAUGGUUCGGUUGGCCGUCUUGGUUCGACAAACACAAAGCCAAACAACUUCAACGAAAACGAAAACGAGAACACGAGUACCGCCAUGGUCGACGGCGAGGACAACGGCAUGGUCCGAGGAAAAAGCAGCGAGGAUCCGACCGCUUCCGAAAGGACGGAACCGGCGCCCGCUGCCUCGGGAACGCCUUCCGGAAAACCGGAGACCGGAAACAGGACCUACCGGGAAAGCGAAGGGAGCACCCCUAGCGGUCAACAAAGACCGCCACUGGUGGCCCCCCUCCGAUUGUCGAAGGUUCCAAAACCAAAACCGAUGCCAGCGCCGGAACCCAAAUCCAAGGUUGCUGCCGUCCCCUCCAUCGAGGCCAACCCGUACGACGACUUUGUCGGUUCGCUGCAGGCGCAGCUCGAACGCGUAGAGCGAGACAUCGAUGUGUUCCGGGGGGCAUCGUCUUCUGUGGAGGGCAAUACCGACAGCAACACCGACAGCAACAGCAACGGCAACAACAAGCCGAUCAAUCUCAACAGUCCCAAGCAGGUGUCCCAGCUCCUUUUUGGACGACCGGACAUGUCGACCAACAAGAGCACGCUCGAGGGAAUAGCGGGCUCCAACGUCCUGGCCAAACUGGUCUUGGAAUACCGCGACGUCAAGCGGAGACUCAACAAGGUCCUCAAGGACCAAGAAUUGAGAGCCGAACAAGAACGGGAAGCCGAGCAACGACAACAAAGCGGUGCUACCCCCCAGGAGUCCCCGCCGUCGAACAAGGCCAACCGGAUCGGCGACGGAGAUCCCGUCCUGCUCUUCGACACGAGCUCCUUCAUUUUCCGGGCCUACUACAGCUCACCACCGAUCCACAGGGGCCGCGACGGGAUGCCCGUAGGAGCCGUCAUGGGCUUUUGCAGCAUGAUGAACAAGCUGCUGCUCACCUCGAUGCUCGGGGGGGAAACCCCGCGGCUGAUCCACUGCCUCGACGCCCCCGGGCCGUCCUUCCGGAACGACCUCUACCCCGACUACAAGGCCCACCGGCCGCCCUGCCCGCUGGACCUCGUCCCGCAGUUCGAGCUCAUCAACAAGGCCGCGAGGGCCUACGGGAUGAUCCAGAUCCAGGCCGACGGAUACGAGGCGGACGACGUGAUCGCGAGCCUCGCGACCAUGGGCAGCCAGAACGAGGGCCUGGACGUGAAGAUCCUAAGCGGCGACAAGGACCUCAUGCAGCUCGUUACGGAACACGGCGAUGGGGAACACGCUUGCGGGGGCGAGCCAGAAGGCGGCGCGGUGCACGUCCUGGACCCGAUGACGAGCAAGCUGUGGAACCACCGCGCGGUCCGCGAAAAAUGGGGGGUCCGGGCCUCGCAGCUGGGCGACGUCCUCGCUCUGGCGGGGGACGCCGCCGACAACGUUCCGGGGGUCCCGGGAAUCGGCCCCAAGAUCGCCGCCAAGCUCCUGGAGGAGUUUGAGACCCUGGAGGAACUGCUGGACCGGACGGCCGAGAUCCCCCAGCCGAAGCGCCGGGAGAAGCUGGAAACCCACGCGGGGUCCGCCCGGAUCUCGAGGGAGCUGGUGGAGCUCAAGCGGGGCCUGGAAUGGUCGCAGAUGGAGGCCUUCCACCCGCCGUCCGGCGGCGACGACUCCGACGACGGCGCGGGGGGAUCACGGUCCGUCGCGGAGCCGCUCCCGGACACCACGAGGGUCGGCGAGCUGCGGAUGCAGCCCAUGGACCCGGACCGAAUCCUGGCCUUCUACGACGAGAUGGGUUUUUUUACGCUGAAGCAGCGGCUGCUGGACCGGCUGGCUUCCGCCGGAGCCGUCGGAAACGCGGCGGGCACGACGAAAAGUCCGGUGGUGAACCGCCAGGGAAACCGCGGCAGUGCCGACAGCAACGUCCAACACCAAGGCAACGAAGGCAGAUACGACAACAAGAACAACAAAAAUAAAAAUCGCCUCGAGCACGGGACAGACAACACAGAUGCAAGACCUUCCGCAUCGUCGCGUGCCACAUCGCCUGCCACCAGCGCCCCCAACGAAGCAACAAAACAGAAGAAAAAAAGCAAGCGCAAUUUUUGGGAAACAAAGACGAGGGGGAUACCAACACCAGAAGAAUUCAAAGACGUUCCCUUUUGAGACCCCAUCGAGUGGAUUAUCUCUAGGACACGAAUGAU